This is a messenger RNA of Trichoderma atroviride IMI 206040, 1094 nucleotides long. RefSeq lists its product as uncharacterized. Gene Ontology annotation, biological process: carbohydrate catabolic process. The record is from RefSeq and is a predicted model, not a curated record. Gene Ontology annotation, molecular function: hydrolase activity, hydrolyzing O-glycosyl compounds; carbohydrate binding. Lineage: Eukaryota; Fungi; Ascomycota; Sordariomycetes; Hypocreales; Hypocreaceae.
GGGACCUGGAAACCAGCCUCAUCUCUCAGACACAACUCAAGCCUGGACAAGAUGCACAACCUCUUUGCUCUCACAGCUGCCGCGGCUGGCCUCUUCGCAACAGCCUCGGCAACCAAGGUUCCCAGCGUCAACGUGCCCGCUUGUCCUCGCGUGGGCAGCAUCAGCUACAGCAAAUCCGUGCCUGAUCUGACUCCCUUCCCGCGCACGCAGGUCGAUCUCUGCUACACAGACACCAGCCUGGAGCUCGCAUUCACUGCAUUCGACGAGGUCAACUACUACUUCAACGCGUCGCAGGGCAUCAACGACGACAUCUGGGAGUACGAGGUCAUGGAGGCCUUCCUCUACAAGGGCACCGACGACCCCCAGACUUAUGUAGAGCUGGAGGUCAACCCCAACAAUGUCACCUACCAGGCCUUUGUCUACAACCCGUCAAAGAACCGCACGGCCGGCGCGCCCUUUGACCACUUCUUUGUGUCGGAUCCUGCGGCCGAUGGCUUCAGCGCGACAACUGUGCUCAACAAGCCGGCCAAGACGUGGAAGAGCACCGUCACCGUCCCGCUAGGCAUCUUCAACGUAGACGAGUGCAAGGCCAAGGGCACGCAGUGGAGGAUGAACUUCUUCCGCACAAUCACUUCUCCAGAGACAUACCCCAAUCAGACUUUGGGGGCAUGGAGCCCGCCAAAUGAGGCGAGCUUUCACAUCUCCAAGUACUUUGGCCAUGUGAACUUUGUAUAAGCUCCAGAUCGGGCAUGGGCAUGUAAAUGAGCAGAAUACGAAUAGAGGCUGCAUACCUGAAACGAAUCUCUCUCGAUAUCAAUGCUUUUUCUUCUUUCAGUGACUUGGGCUUUUAUGUAUAUAUUGAAUUAACUUUUGAGAAGCCAUUGAUGUGGUUGGAGUUGUAUUGCAAUUAAUUGCGCGGCAUCGUGGUCGGCACUACUACACGUCAGCGUCUCAUGUAAAUAUUUUGGCGGUGCAGUCUGCGUACGUACCAACUAAGCAACAGAAGAUGAAGACUGUGAAGUGAAUAUACACACAAAGAAAAGAAAGCAUACGAAAUUAUAAAAAAGUUCAGUUGCUGUAAAACUGGUGAAGGU